CACUCCUGUCCGCGCGCCGUGCGCUGGUGCCCUUCCUAGCCGUGCCCCAGUCGCGCCGUCGGAGCUGGGCUCACAGCCUCUCCAGGCCUGACGCCGCCUCCAGCGUCCCGCAGCGGGCUGUCGCCAGCCAGCGGCUCGAGAGCGCGUGAGAGGGGCACCAGGGCAGGUGCGGUCCAGCCUGGGGCGCGGGCACAGCUAGUGAGUGAGGGGCGAGGCGCAGGGACACCAGGACAACGAUGAUGGUGGCCACGUGUCUGCAGGUAGUGGGCUUUGUCACGAGCUUCGUAGGCUGGAUCGGCAUCAUCGUCACCACGUCCACCAAUGACUGGGUGGUGACUUGCGGCUACACUAUCCCUACAUGCCGCAAGCUGGAUGAACUGGGCUCCAAGGGGCUGUGGGCUGACUGCGUCAUGGCCACCGGGCUAUACCACUGCAAGCCCCUGGUGGACAUCCUCAUCCUGCCGGGCUAUGUGCAGGCCUGCCGAGCCCUGAUGAUUGCAGCCUCCGUCCUGGGCCUGCCGGCCAUUCUCCUGCUGCUGACAGUUCUCCCCUGCAUCCGAAUGGGCCAAGAACCUGGCGUGGCCAAGUACAGGCGGGCCCAGCUGGCUGGGGUUAUGCUCAUUCUGCUGGCUCUCUGUGCCAUUGUCGCCACCAUCUGGUUCCCUGUGUGCGCCCACCGUGAGACCACCAUCGUGAGCUUCGGCUACUCCCUGUAUGCGGGCUGGAUCGGAGCCGUGCUCUGCCUUGUGGGUGGCUGUGUCAUCGUCUGCUGCGCUGGAGAUGCCCAGGCGUUUGGGGAAAACCGCUUCUACUACUCUUCGGGCUCCAGCUCCCCCACUCAUGCCAAGAGCGCCCAUGUAUAAGACAGCUGCCAGCCUGCCAGCCACGGAGGUGCUGUGGAUGCUGGGCCUGUGGCCCUAGGUUCACUGCCCUAGUUGGGGAAACCCCUCCUCUGUCAGGCUCCAAAGCCAAAGGUCUAGAAUAGCAUCCUCUCUGGCAUUUUGUAGUCUUAAUACCCGCCCCCCCAACCCCAAAUCCCGUUUUGUUGCCUUAAAAUAAAUCUUCAGCAGCUCAGAUAAUGCCCACAUGUUUUUCUCAUGGUUUUGCCCACUAUUACCUCUUGGGCGUUCUUUUGUUAUCCAUAAAAGUUAUACAUUUACAUUUUUUUCUCUCUCUGUCUUUAAAUUUUAAUUAUCUUGCAAACAUUGCUGAGUUGGGCGUGGGGGAGAGAAAUAAAAGACACUUUGCAAACUGUUGUUACAGAUGACAAUGGGAGCCUCAUAAAGAUGCCUCUCUGUUCCCUCCCUCCCCUGCGGCUCCGAGGUCAUUUAGUUAUAAGCUAGAAAGAUAGAACUGGGGACAUGGGGCGGGGGAGGUGGGGGAGUCCCUGAACUUCCCUCCCAUGGGAAAGUCUUUUGUAAGUUGAGGGCAGGGGGGUGGGGAUUUUUUUUUUUUUAGUUUGUGAUUUCACAUUUACCUGUACAUACUUUUUCAAGAUUGAUCAUUUUUAUAACCACGGUUUUCCUGAGAUUCUCAAUGUAGUAUGAAGGAAAGAAACCAAAUAGACUUUCAUUAUGUGAUACAUGAUAGCGCAAGUGAGUAUAACUCUAACUGGCAUUCCACACCAUGUUUUUGGUUUCUAGUUUGUGUGAUGUAGUUUUUAGUUCUACACAUGCAUAUGCUUCAACUUCACAUACUUCAAAGCUAUUUUUUCCUCUCUCUGUUUCCAUUCUGUUAGCCACCUUGAAGCGAUUCUUGUUUAACAUCAAUUGUACUGUUGAAUUUGGCUUUACGGGUGUGAACUCUGACGGUGAGUCAGUAUCUGAGACCCCAAGCUCUCCAAACCUCGAUGGUGCCUUUUGUUUCUGAAGUGAAAUCUGUGCAAUAAAAUAACAGACUGUCUGCAAAAC
Messenger RNA from Phyllostomus discolor (pale spear-nosed bat), 1910 nucleotides. RefSeq names its product claudin 11 (gene CLDN11). The record is from RefSeq and is a predicted model, not a curated record. Lineage: Eukaryota; Metazoa; Chordata; Mammalia; Chiroptera; Phyllostomidae. Gene Ontology annotation, molecular function: structural molecule activity. The coding region runs from base 237 to 863 and encodes 208 amino acids. Gene Ontology annotation, biological process: cell adhesion; bicellular tight junction assembly. Gene Ontology annotation, cellular component: bicellular tight junction; plasma membrane. The transcript has 3 exons.